AUAGAUAAAAAUAGAGAAUUAAUAAAAUAGAAUGAGUAUGCUUCACCAUGAUGUCAAUGCAUUACCUGAAGAUAUUGUUAAAGCUCAAGUAAACAAUACUAAUGAAAAAAAGCAAUGGCCAUACUUACUCUGGAUUUAUCUUAAAUCUCUUGGAUUGUAUCAUAAUGGACCUUUUGUGACUGUUCGUAGAUGUUCAAAAUGCAAAGGGAUUGGUCAUGAAGAUUUCACAUCAUCUGGUUCGUUUAAAAUGUACCACUGUGAAGUUUGUGAAAGUUUUCUUUGGGAUCAUGAUGGCCACAUUAACUUUAUAACUGACGAAAUCAUUGGUGCAAAACGAUUAAACCAUCGCGGAAGUUUUUUACUUUCAAUCAUCUGGUUGCUUCUGAUUAUAACAUCUAUUUUAACUUUAAUUGUCAUCGACCUUAUUAAUUUUAAAAGAAGUUCUAGUGAUAUAGUUGAGUUGUUUUCAUCAAUAUGCUUAAAAGUAUUGUUGACUAUCCCUACUUUUAUUGCUAUAGUGUGCAACUUUUUUACAACUUUCCAUGAAUUUGCACCAGGAGUUUGGGCAUCAGCAAUAAGUCCUGUAUUCAUUGUUCAACGCUUGCGUUGGAUAAACAUGCGAAAAACUCGAAUGGCUGGAUAUGGACUGUUUUUUGGAAGCGUAUUCUUUAUAGCAAUUCAAUGCAGCAGAGUCACACAAGAUUUAUACGCAUAUGACUGGGAUUUUAAUUAUUUUACUCCAAUGGAGUAUUUUACAAUUGUUGUCGGCAUUUUCAACUUUGGUGGAAUUAGUUACCUAGCUUACUUACUGCGAAAAAGCUUCGAAAAAGAAGUUCGAUUAGUCUGUAAGUUUACCACAUUUUAUAUAUCUAAUGUUGAUUUGUGUCGCUUGAGGCUUGCUGCUACGUUUGAUACAUUUCAUGUGUUUCGUGAGUUUACAUCUGGCUGGAUGUCAAUGAAUGUUGUUUUUGCUAUAAUCUCAACUCUCCUUGAAAUUCAUGUGUGGAUUGUUGCAACAGAAAAAAUGCCUCUUUACAGAUAUGAGCGAUUGGUUUUUCUUUUUUCUUGUUUUAUUUUGCCUAUACUUGUUAUUGGUAAUGUCAGUGUUGAUUAUCUGUGGAAUCGGUUAGUUCGCCAGAUAAGCAGAAUGAGAAAUUCUCACCAGGAACAAAAUUGGGAUAAGUUAAUGCAGUUCUUAAAUGAACAGAAGCCUGGUAAUAGACCAUGGCAAUCUGUAAUGGCAUUCAUUUUAUCUAUUAUUGCAGUAUUCUCUGCAAUUCAGUUCCGACUUUUAAAUAGCAAAGCAAUUAAUAAUGCAACUAGUUUUCAAGGUAUUAAUGUUACAGAGGUUUUUGGCUAGCAUUUUAAAAUUUAAUAGCUUUAUAAUUGUAUAUUGUUUGUCUGUUUUUAUUUUUGAAUUUAGUAUGUUUGUUUUUUCUUAAUAAAAUUUUUUACUUAUUUCUUUUUUAACUGAGUGAAAAUAAUUUUUUUUUAAAGUUUUUGAAUUGUUUUAUAGUUUUUAUUGUGUUUUAAUAUAUUAU
Messenger RNA from Hydra vulgaris (swiftwater hydra), 1541 nucleotides. RefSeq lists its product as uncharacterized. Lineage: Eukaryota; Metazoa; Cnidaria; Hydrozoa; Anthoathecata; Hydridae. The record is from RefSeq and is a predicted model, not a curated record.